AUGGCUGUCGAGGUGUCCCACGGCCGAGGAGGAGCCGGCAACAUCAAUCCCGACAAGACGGAGUAUGUCGACGGGGAAGUCGUCCGCGCCGGAGUCGAGGGGAGCCAUGGCGACGGAGCGUACAGCGCCGGCAGAGGAGGUGCUGGUAACAUUGGCGACGUCGGCUCCGCCCCUGCGGCUCGUAAAGACAAAGACGUCGUGCCCGAGUCGGCGUACCGCGCUAGCCAGGACAACCAGGACUACCACACUGGUCGCGGCGGCGCAGGGAACGAACAUGUUGCGGAUGGGCACGGCAAGAAGGCGGCGGACAAGACGGGGGAGAGCGCGGCGGCGCCCGUUAGCUUGGCGGACAAGUUGAAGCAGAAGCUGUUUGGUGUGUUGAAGAGGUAG
This is a messenger RNA of Metarhizium acridum CQMa 102, 390 nucleotides long. RefSeq lists its product as uncharacterized. Lineage: Eukaryota; Fungi; Ascomycota; Sordariomycetes; Hypocreales; Clavicipitaceae. The record is from RefSeq and is a predicted model, not a curated record.